AUGAACCGUCAUUUGCUUUGUCUUCUUUUCGAUGUCCUCAAGAUGUUUCUGCACAACAGCAAGACUUCCCUAUCGGAUCUGUUCAAAGCGAUCAUGAUCAAGAUUGAAGAUGAGAUCGAUCUCUUCGCCAUUUUGUUGAAUGAUCCGAAUGACGCCAGACCGAUGAGACGCUUAGGCGUCAGCGAUACGACUUACGAUAUCUUUGGUCAAGUCCUCGAUGCCAGCAAGGUAUUCCUCAGCCAGUGGGCCCAAGGUCAGCUGCGAACCGAGAUGGAUUACUCCUUUGGCCUCAAGUUCACAGUCGUUAAUUUCGGAGCGGUUCCUUAUGUCCAGGAUGGUGAUUUUUGCUUGUCAAAACUAUCCCGCGCUGAACAACUUCAGCGUGGCUCGGUUCAUGCUUUGCUCGCGUCCAUCCCCAGGCACACAUCGGAAGGGGUUUUCCGUGUCUCUUCUAUGGCUGACGCUGGAAAAGGCACGCGCCCAGACCCCAGGGAACAGGAUCCUUAUCUCCACCAAAAGUCUCGUCAAAACACCAUUAAGCUGGACGGGAUCGCGGAGACGAUGCAAGCUCUUGAAGAGGGUGCUCGCCUUCUAGUUCAACAGUCACAAGAGCCUGGAACCGUAGGCGCAGAUUUGAGCAAGGGAUUGGAUCUAGACAGUAUAGUCGAUGGAACCGAAAGUGACCGGAAAGGAGAAGGUCGUCCACGUGGAGUCAGCCUUCCGCGCGGUUGGAAGUCCAAGGCCAUCAAGAAAGCAAGCAAGAAAGCAAGCAAGACUAUUAUCACUGGUGCAGCAAGCCAAGCGACCAAAGCGACCAAGGCGACCAAUUCUACGACAGCCAAUGGAAAUGGUGUUCGCGCUGCUGUCAAACGAACAAGAACGGGAGACGAUGAUGGCAGCGACGGCGGUGAUGUUGAGGAGGUAGACUUGCCAAAGAAGAUGCAGAGAGGGCCAAAGUCAAAGUCCGGCGAGGGGCGAGGUUCCAGAAGACAGAGAAGCAGGAGUAUGGAUGCCCCUGACCAGUAA
Messenger RNA from Linnemannia hyalina, 1026 nucleotides. The record is from the annotation of a GenBank genome assembly. NCBI's taxonomy places the organism in Eukaryota, Fungi, Mortierellomycota, Mortierellomycetes, Mortierellales, Mortierellaceae.